AUGAGUAGUAGUAGUAGUAGAUUGGACAGAUUAAUUGUUUUAUUAGAUGGUGGUACGCCAUUUAUAAGAAAUACUGCUGCUGAUCAAUUAUCUGAUUUAGCUAAAGCUCAUCCUGAAGAUAGUUUAAAUUUAUUAGGUAAAGUUUAUUCAUAUUUAAGAUCAAAUAAAUGGGAAACUAGAAUAUCAUCAGCAAGAGCAAUAGGUGGUAUUGUAAAUCAUUCACCAAUUUAUGAUCCAAAUGAAGGAGACGAAGAAACAACUAUGAAACAAGAAGCACCUGCAGUCAAACAAGAAGAAAUACCGGAAAUAAAACAAGAAGAGACCGAAAUUAAAAUAAAACAAGAACAUGAAGAACCAUUUAUAAAAGAUGAAGAAAUUGAUGUUGAUAUUAAAAAAGAGCCCGAGGCAGAAGAAUAUUUAAAAGAAAGUCUACUAAAAUUUGAUUUGAUUGAUUUAUUUGAAUUAUUAAAAAGUAGUACUAAAUUAGUUGCAAAAGCUGAAGAAAUUAUAGAUUCUGAAACUAAUGAAUCGCCAGCACCUAUUAAACAAGAACAAGAUUUACCAACACCACCACCGUUAAAGAAAGAAAAUUCAAGUGCAAGAUUAAGAGCUCUAGAAAAGAGAAGAUUGAAAAAACUCAAAAAUCAACCACAAACUAUAGAUAUCAAAAACUCUCUAAUCAAAACUGAUCAAAUGGAUAUAGAUCAAAAACCAAAUUAUGACAUUACAUCCCAACAAGGUGGUGAAAAAUUAGUUUUAGAAACUAAAUUACCCGAAAUAAUUUCACAAAAUGAUGAUUCAAUAUGGCAAUUUCAAAAUUUAUAUAAAGUUCUACUAAAGGGAAUGUUUGAUCCACAAUGGGAACAAAGACAUGGUAGUUUAUUAGGAUUAAGAGAAAUUAUUCGAAAACAUGGUAAAAGUGCAGGUAGAACUCUGGAUAAAUCAAGAAUUGAAAAUGAAUUAAUUAAUGCUGCUACUUUAGAAGAUUUGGCUGUUAAAUUAUGUAUAUUAUUUUGUCUUGAUAGAUUUGGUGAUUAUGUUUCAGAUACUGUUGUUGCACCAGUUAGAGAAUCUGGUGCUCAAACAUUAGCUGCAUUAUUAUUACAUUUAAAUGAUGAAACGGUUGUUAAAACAUUUGAUUGUUUAUACAAUUUAGUAUUACAAAAAGAUUUAAAAGUUAAAUGUUGGGAAGCUAAACAUGGUGGUAUGUUGGGAGUUCGAUAUUUAGUAAGUGUGAGAACUGAUAUACUAUUAAAGAAUCAAGAAAUGUUUGAUAAAGUUGUCAAUAUGGUUUUACAUGGAUUAAGAGAAUCAGAUGAUGAUGUUCAAUCAGUAGCUGCAUUAACUUUAUUACCAAUUGCUAAUGAAUUUGUAAAUACUCGAAAUUCAGUCAUACAGACAUUAUUAUCGGUAAUAUGGGAUUGUUUAAUUAAUUUAAGAGAUGAUUUAUCAGCUUCAAUUGGUUCAGUAAUGGAUUUAUUAGCAAAAUUAUGCUCUCAUAAACAAGUUAUUCAAGUAAUGCAACAAAAUCCAGAAUUGAACUCAUUUGAAAAAUUAGUACCUAGAUUAUAUCCAUUUUUAAGACAUUCAAUUACAAAUGUUAGAAAAGCAGUACUACGUACUUUAUUAGAAUUUUUAUCAAUUGAUGAUCCAAGUACAAAGAAUUGGAUUGAUUCAAAAGCAUUAAGAUUAAUUUAUCAAAAUUUAUUAGUUGAACAAAAUAAUGAAGUAUUACAAUUGAGUUCACAAGUUUAUGAGAAAAUUUUAAAUGAACUUGACAAAUCUAAAAUAAAUGAUGUUUUUAUAGCUCAAUCUAAAGCAUUAUUAACUUUAACUAUGACUCCAAUUGGUAUUGCAAGACAUAAUUAUAAAAUGAAUACCACUUAUAUAAUUAGACCAUCUGGUCAAUCUAUGGGUUCAUUAGAUGAUGAAGAACGUAAAAAUAAGAAAAGAAAACAAGAUGAUGAUUUAGAUAUUCCAAUUGAAGAUUUAAAAGUUAAUAUUGAUGCUCCUAUAUACAGAGGUGAUGUGGUGUUAAUUGGUUAUGAUAAAUUUAUAGCAAUGAAAUGUGCUGCUACAAAAGCAUUUGGUAGAACAUUAUCAUAUAUUGAAGAUGAAGAAAUAUUGAAUGGUAUAUUUCAUCAAAUCUUAAAUUAUAUAAAUUCAGCUCAUGCUACUUCAAAAUUAUUAUCUUCAAUCAUAAUUGAAGAAUAUGCAAUGGCAUUAAAAGAGAGAAAUAAAACACCUAGAGACUCAUUAAUUGAAUUAUUAUCAACCCCAUUAUUAAACACACUACAAGACCAAAAUCUCCCAUCAUUUAGAGAAUUAGUACCUACUCUCAAAUCAGUCAGAACUUCAUGUUUACAAUUAUUUGAUGUUUUUGUAAAUACUGCUAAAUUAUCACAAUCUAAGAUGCCUCAAUUACCAGUAGUAGUUCAAGGAGAACUUGAAGCUGGUCCAGGUGCUUUCAGUAUUGAAAAUGCUGAAAAAAUAGUUAAUGAAACAUUUAUAAAAUUACAAAAAUCUUUAUCUACAACGUAUAAAUUAUCGGCAAAUCAAGCAUUAGAAGAUGCAAGACAUAGAAUUGGAAUAGCAAUAGAUGAAUCGAACCUUGCUAAAACAUCAAGAUCAACAAGUAUAUUAGCAAGUUAUUCAGCUGCAGUCUUAGCCUUAUCUGGGGUACCUAAGAAAUUAAAUCCAAUAAUUAAAUCAUUAAUGGAAAGUAUUAAAUCUGAAGAAACAUUAAUAUUACAAAAAAGAUCAGUAUAUUCAAUUGCAAAAUUGAUUGAACAAUUAAAUACACUAAAUAAAAAAGGAGCAGCUGAUAAAAUAAUCAAGAAUUUAUGUGCAUUUUUAUGUGUUGAUACUUCUGAAGUGCCUGAGUUCCAUCAUAAUGUGAUAUAUAAAGAUAAUAUACUAUCAUUAAGAAAAGAAGAAGCUUCAACUGAUGCUGCUGAUAUUGCAGCACAUGAAAGAGCAGUACACGAAGCAAGAAUAAAAAGACAAGGUGCAUUGAUGUCAUUAGAAGAAUUAUUAGGAAUAUAUGGACCUGAAUUAUUUAAUCAAUUACCAAAAUUGAAAGAAAUUAUGAUUGAACCAUUAAAAGAUUUAUCAAUAACUGAAAUUUCAGAUGAUUUAAAAGGUCAAGCUAUAAUUGAUGCUUUGGGUAUUUUACGAGCAUUAUUACCAAAACUUGAUAAAUCAUUAUAUCCAAUAAUAAUAGACAAUCUAAAUUUAUUUUUACCAGGUUUGAAAUCCGAAUAUUCAGUAUUUAGAUAUUCAACUGCAAAAUGUUUAGCUACUAUUUGUUCAGUAGUUCCAACUAAAUCAUUUAUUUUCCUUGUUGAUUCAGUUUUACCAAUGUUGAAAAAUGCAGGUAAUGUAAAAGAAAGACAAGGUGCAAUCGAAACGAUUUACCAUAUUUCAGCAACAAUGGGUUCUGAUAUUUUACCUUAUGUUAUGUUUUUAAUCGUUCCUGUAUUGGGUAGAAUGAGUGAUUCAGAUCAUGAUGUUAGGGUAUUAGCAACUACUACAUUUGCAUCAAUUAUAAAAUUAGUUCCUUUAGAAGCUGGUAUUCCCGAUCCUGAAGAUAUGCCGAAAGAAUUAUUAGAAGGUAGAGAUCGAGAACGUGAUUUUAUUCAACAAAUGAUGGAUCCUUCAAAAAUUAAACCAUUUGAUUUACCAGUUUCAAUUAAAGCUACAUUACGUAAAUAUCAACAAGAAGGUGUUAAUUGGUUAGCAUUUUUAAAUAAAUAUCAUUUACAUGGUAUAUUAUGUGAUGAUAUGGGAUUGGGAAAAACUUUACAAACUAUAUGUAUUGUAUCGAGUGAUCAUCAUAUAAGACAAGAAAAUUACGAACUGACAAAAGCAAUUGAAUAUAGAAGAUUACCUUCAUUAGUCAUUUGUCCUCCAUCUUUAACUGGUCACUGGGAACAAGAAAUUAAUCACUAUGCUCCAUUUAUGACAGUUUUAGUAUAUGCUGGAAAUCCAAGUAUUAGAAUUCCAUUAAGAUCACAAAUUGAUAAAGUUGAUGUUGUUGUAACUUCAUAUGAUGUAUGUAGAAAUGAUGUUGAAUAUUUGAGUAGUCAAGAUUAUAAUUAUUGUGUUUUGGAUGAAGGUCAUAUUAUUAAAAAUUCAACAUCAAAAUUAUCAAAAUCGGUGAAAAAAAUAAGAGCGGAACAUAGAUUAAUAUUAUCAGGAACUCCAAUACAAAAUAAUGUUUUGGAAUUAUGGUCAUUAUUUGAUUUCCUAAUGCCGGGAUUUUUAGGUACUGAAAAAGUCUUUCAUGAAAAAUUUGCAAAACCAAUUGCAGCAAGUAGGAAUUCAAAAACAUCAUCAAAAGAACAAGAAGCUGGUGCAUUGGCAUUAGAAUCUUUACAUAAACAAGUUUUACCAUUUAUGUUACGUAGAUUAAAAGAAGAUGUUUUAUCAGAUUUACCACCAAAGAUUAUUCAAGAUUAUUAUUGUGAAUUAAGUGAUUUACAAAAAAAAUUAUAUAAAGAUUUUGCCAAAAAUGAAAAAGAUUCAAUUAAAGAAAAUGUAACAGAAAAUAAAUCACACGUAUUUCAAGCAUUACAAUACAUGAGAAAACUAUGUAAUCAUCCAGCAUUAAUUUUAAAUUCAAAUCAUCCAAAAUAUAAUGAGAUAGAGUUAUUAUUAAAGAAGAAAAAUUCAACGAUUAAAUCAAUUGAACAUGCUCCUAAAUUAUUAUCAUUAAAGACAUUAUUACAAGAAUGUGGUAUUGGAUCACAAGAUAGUGAAUACACAACCAAGAAAUCAAAAAAACAAGUUCAAACUCAAUUAGUGACUGAGAAUGUUAUAUCUGAACAUCGUGCUUUGAUAUUUUGUCAAUUGAAAGAUAUGUUAGAUAUGGUUGAAAACGAAUUACUUAAAAAACACUUACCUUCAGUUACAUAUAUGCGAUUAGAUGGAUCAACAGACCCUCGUGAUCGUCAAUCAAUAGUUCGUAAAUUCAACGAAGAUCCCUCCAUUGAUGUAUUAUUAUUAACCACUAAAGUAGGGGGUCUUGGUCUUAAUUUAACCGGUGCAGAUACGGUUAUUUUUGUAGAACAUGAUUGGAAUCCAAUGAAUGAUUUACAAGCAAUGGAUAGAGCACAUAGAUUAGGUCAAAAAAAGGUUGUCAAUGUAUAUAGAUUAAUUACAAAAGAUACAUUAGAAGAAAAAAUUAUGGGAUUACAAAAAUUCAAAAUGAAUAUUGCUUCAACUAUUGUAAAUCAACAGAAUGCAGGUUUACAAUCAAUGGAUACAAAUCAAUUGUUGGAUUUAUUUGACGUUGGUGAUGAGAAUGGAAAACUAGCAGAGAGUAAUGAAGGUGAUAAAGAAAAUGGAUUUGAAGGUAAUGGUGGUGCUAAUGUUCCUGAUGAAUUGACUGGUGGAUUAACUGGUAAAGCUGCUGGUGCUGUUGGUGAAUUGGGUGAAUUAUGGGAUGAAGCUCAAUAUGAAGAUGAAUAUAAUUUGGAUAAUUUUAUAAAAUCGUUAAAAUAA
Molecule: messenger RNA, 5505 nt
Organism: Insectozyma verbasci
Lineage: Eukaryota; Fungi; Ascomycota; Pichiomycetes; Serinales; Debaryomycetaceae
Source: the annotation of a GenBank genome assembly